AUGCGGUUCCUUAUCAUCGGAGGCAGCGGCCGUACAGGCAAGCUAGUGAUUGAUGAUAUCCUCAAAAAAGGACACCAAGUCACUGCAUUGGUCCGGAAACCCACAAGUUUAGAGCAGCAGCCUGGUCUAGACAUCGUGAAAGGCACCCCCCUCGACGUAUCCGAUGUGCGAAAUGCCUUCAACCUCGACAUCCCAGACACUGUAAUCGUCACACUUAGUGCCAUUCGAGCAACAGAUAGUCCAUUUGCGGCACCAAUCUCCCCACCACGCAUGAUGGCAGACAGCAAUGCCAACGUGGUGCAAAUCAUGAAGGAGUUUGGAGUGCGCAAAAUUGUUGUACUACAGGCCUACGGCGCCGGUGCAUCGUGGGAUACUAUGCCCUGUGCAUUGCGUCUGCUUAUGAGCAAAUCCAACAUGAUAUACUCAUAUGAAGACCACAACCUUGCGGAGAAAGAAGUUCGGAACAGUGGUUUGACUUUUGUGCUGGUCAGGCCUUCGCGUCUGGUGGAGACUGAUGUUACUAAGGUCAAGGAGUGGCCAAAGGACGGGAAAGGUGUUGGUCUGAUGGGCAGUGCCAGUCGAAUCAGUGUCGCUCAGUUCUUGGUUAAUGCGGCAUUGGAGGAGAGAUGGGAUAAUACUGCCCCGGUCAUUACCAACUGA
Molecule: messenger RNA, 660 nt
Organism: Penicillium soppii
Lineage: Eukaryota; Fungi; Ascomycota; Eurotiomycetes; Eurotiales; Aspergillaceae
Product: NAD(P)-binding oxidoreductase
Exons: 2
Coding region: 1-660 (219 amino acids)
Source: RefSeq, a predicted model, not a curated record